Molecule: messenger RNA, 739 nt
Organism: Rhincodon typus (whale shark)
Lineage: Eukaryota; Metazoa; Chordata; Chondrichthyes; Orectolobiformes; Rhincodontidae
Product: protein spinster homolog 3-like
Exons: 6
Cellular component (GO): membrane
Molecular function (GO): transporter activity
Source: RefSeq, a predicted model, not a curated record
AUGGUUUCCACUGGUUACAAGUAUGUUAUUAUUCCGACUCGUCGCUCAUUGGCGGAGGCAGUGCAGAUAACCAUCUGCUAUGCUCUGGGGGAUGCCAGCAGCUCCUACAUCAUUGGCAGUGUGAGUACCAACCACCUUCUCACUUGCAGCCUGGCCUCAGUUCCAGUGUGGACAACGCAGGGAGCUCAGAAACACGACCUGACUGGCGAUGAUUUAAUAUUUGGAGCCAUUACCUGCGUGACUGGAAUCCUCGGGAUUGGAAUUGGAGCUGCGCUUUCGAAGCACUUUAAAAAGAAGAGCCCCAGAGCUGAUCCUCUCAUCUGUGCAGCCGGCAUGUUGAGUUCUAGUCUCUGCCUCUACCUCGCCAUUGUACUGGCUCGGCAUAGCAUUGCAGCGACAUACGUUUUCAUUGCCUUGGGAGAGACAUUACUCGCUUUGAAUUGGGCAAUUAUUGCAGACAUUCUCUUGUACGUUAUUAUUCCGACUCGUCGCUCGUUGGCGGAGGCAGUGCAGAUAACCAUCUGCCAUGUUCUGGGGGAUGCCAGCAGCUCCUACAUCAUUGGCAGUAUCUCCGAUGCUAUCCAGAAGACCCGUCCAGCCUCCAGCUUUUGGAAGUUUGUGAGCCUGGAACAUGCCUUCCUGCUGUGCCCUUUCGUUGCUGUUGUUAGAGGAGCCUUAUUCCUUUGGACAGCAAAUCAUCUGGAGGAGGAUCGCCUGAAAGCGUCACAGAUCUAUCAAG